CUACACCAGGGGAACUGAACCAAAUAAAGAGCAUAGAGAUGGAAAAGAUUGGAGAGAGACCAGGACAACGUUAGCAUAUCAUAAUGCUGAAAGGAAUGGCAUUAGCGAUAAAAACAAUAAGAGUAGCAAUAAAGAAAUAGACCUCUCUACAGUGAACCUUCUCUGAGAAGUGCCUUCAGCAGCACGGAUCUUAGGCCUUGAGGAAUCAUUCUAUUUAAGUGGGUCUCUCUCCUCUGUUCUCUUCUUUCUUAAAUCCCCACCUCGAAAUCACAGCACUCCUUGUUGUUCCUCCAUUCAUCUACUUCUCCUCCUUUCCUUGUUUUUUCCAUUUUCUUGGGUCUCCAACCCUGUCUAUUUCUUUUGUUUGUUGGGAUUGGUGAGUGCAAAUUGUGUUUCUCAUCUGAAAUUAUAUUUUACUCUCCAUCUCUAGUUUUCUUUUAGAGGUGCAACCAUGGCGGAUGCCGCGGUCCUCAACCAGGGGGAGGAGGAGGAGAGUAUAGAGCUGCCCCCGGGCUUUAGAUUCCACCCCACAGAUGAAGAGAUCAUCACCCACUACCUCUCUCCAAAGGCUCUUAACCGUAGCUUCAGUGCAGCAGCAAUAGGGCAGGUGGAUUUGAACAAGUGUGAGCCAUGGGAUCUUCCAAGCAAGUCCAAGAUGGAGGAGAAGGAGCGGUACUUCUUCUGCCAGAGGGACAGGAAGUAUCCAACUGGCACAAGGACCAACAGGGCCACAGAAGCUGGCUAUUGGAAGGCCACGGGAAAGGACAGAGAGAUCUACAGGGGGAGAGGUAUCCUGGUUGGCAUGAAGAAGACCCUUGUGUUCUAUAAGGGGAGAGCUCCCAAGGGAGAGAAGACCAACUGGGUCAUGCAUGAAUAUAGACUUGAAGGCAAAGCCCCUAACUCCAUCAUCCCCAUAACAGCCAAGGAUGAAUGGGUUGUGUGUAGGAUCUUCCAUAAGAACAUCGGAAUCAAGAAAAGCCCGGUGCCAGGACUCGAGAGGAUGAGCUCUUUUGGAGAUGAUUUCCUGGACUCCUCUACAUUGCCUCCUCUAAUGGAUCCCUCUUACUACAGUUCCAAUACAAGGCCAACUCCAAGCUACAUCAACGAGGGUGGCGAGGGCUUUGAGUUCAAGGGUAUACCAACUAGCUCUUCUUCCAUGCCUUCCUAUUACUCCUCCAUGUUGGGCGUGGAGAACCGGCAAGAUAUGAUCAGUAGUCUUCAAGAAAGCUCAGGAAAUCGACCUCAGAAUUCACUGUUCUACCCCCAAGUCCCUCCUCAGAGCUCUCACUUCUCUCUCGCCGAAGCCGCCAAUCUGGGCUACUUGCACCACGAUAAUGCAAUGCUGCGAGCUUUGGCUACCACCAACGCUGCAUCAUCUGCCAUCAGGAGGCCUUGCAAGGUGGAGCAGUACUCGAACCAGUCGAUGAUCAGCCCAUCGCAGGAAUCGGGGCCGACCGCCGAGCGGAACACCGAGAUUUCCUCCAUGGUUUCAAAGCAUUAUAAUGAUCUCGACGAGCCUUGCUCCGCUGGAUCAGUGAUGGACUUCGACAACUUGUGGAAAUACUAAAAAAAUUUGAGAUUGAUUCGUGUGUUGGCUCCUUAAUUUGUUAGGCUCUUGUUUCUCUCCAAGGCCACUCAUGUCUUACUAAUUGCAGAAGAGAAUUGGCCUUGUGCUUUAGAUACCGUCACUGUAUAUAAACUUCUGAUUGUCUAGUAUGUAUGCAGAUUAAAAACUUCUAGCUAGAGAGGAAUGAGAUGAAGGUGUGAGCACUGAUGUAAAUUUAUUCUUUCGUUGAGUUAGGACUCAUAACUCGUGCUAUUUUAUUGGAUUGAUUAUUGGAAUCGUUCUUGUAUGGAAAAGUUCUUGGUUC
Messenger RNA from Elaeis guineensis (African oil palm), 1871 nucleotides. RefSeq names its product NAC domain-containing protein 92. NCBI's taxonomy places the organism in Eukaryota, Viridiplantae, Streptophyta, Magnoliopsida, Arecales, Arecaceae. Gene Ontology annotation, biological process: regulation of DNA-templated transcription. The record is from RefSeq and is a predicted model, not a curated record. Gene Ontology annotation, molecular function: DNA binding.